Messenger RNA from Corticium candelabrum, 887 nucleotides. Its product is annotated as tafazzin-like. Bases 3 to 818 code for a protein of 271 amino acids. Gene Ontology annotation, biological process: cardiolipin acyl-chain remodeling; inner mitochondrial membrane organization. Gene Ontology annotation, molecular function: 1-acylglycerophosphocholine O-acyltransferase activity. NCBI's taxonomy places the organism in Eukaryota, Metazoa, Porifera, Homoscleromorpha, Homosclerophorida, Plakinidae. Gene Ontology annotation, cellular component: mitochondrial membrane. The transcript has 2 exons. The record is from RefSeq and is a predicted model, not a curated record.
ACAUGGCGAAAUUCGAUUGGACAAGUUUUAUUCACUGGCCGUACAGCGAAAAGACAAGCCGUAGCUGGCAGUUGAUGGGAAACUUGGCCUACAGCAUAUGUCAUCUAGCUGCCAACAUCUGGAUGAAACGACUAAAUGAAAUGCGAGUGAUUAACAGACGAAAUCUCGUCCAAGCCAUCUUCCACAGACACAAGAACGUGCCUCUCAUCACAGUCAGCAACCACACAUCGUGUAUUGACGAUCCACUCAUCUGGUCGACGAUACAAGUUCGACCAUUCGAAUCCUUAAAGGGACACAGGACGUGCGCGCGCUACAUAAUGGGCGCCAGAGAGAUGGUCUUUACUCGUCUGUGGCAUUCUGUCUUUUUCAGUUGGUGUUGGGUCGUGCCGAUUGUGAGAGGCUAUGGUGUCUAUCAACGAGGAGUGAAUUUCAGUUUAGAGAAGUUGAACGAAGGCGGUUGGGUCCACGUGUUCGCCGAAGGACAAGUGAAUAUGAAUCCAAUACACAAGACGUUGAGGUUGAAGUGGGGCGUGGGUAGACUCGUUUCGGAGUGUGUUAACGUUCCGGUUGUGUUGCCUAUUUGGCAUGUUGGAAUGGAAGAUGUGCUGCCUAACAGAUCGCCAUACAUACCGAGGAUCUGUAAGAGAGUGACCGUGUUGAUUGGCGAUCCGAUUGAUUUCGCAGAGAUGUUGUCAAGACAGUCGCACAACAGGACGGACGACAUGACAAGUAGGAAAGAGAUAACCGACGUCAUACAAGAACACUUUCAUGAACUGAAGCGAAAGGCACUUCGAAUACACUCACAAUUUCUCAAUUAGUUAGAAAUCAUUAACUACUCAAUGUACAAUGCACACGACAGUGAGAUCGUAUGUAGAAUGCCUCUUGUU